AUGACCCAGAAGAUCCUCAACGUGGGCAUCAUCACCACCCAGCCCCUAACCCUGUAUCUUCCCAUCCUGCAAUCUCUCUCCUGCUACCAAAUCGCCAUCGUCUACGAUGCGUCCAGCAAGAGCGCCGCCUGCCCCAAGGGCACGGCCAACGUCACGACCGCCAAAACCACAACGUCCAUCCCGCAGGCCUCCACCCCCGAUGCCGUCCUCGACCAUCCCUCCGUGGACCUCGUUCUGAACUUCAUGCCCCCUUCCCUGCGCGAGAAACACACCGUCGCGGCUCUGUCGUCGAACAAGCACGUCCUCGUCGAAAGCCCCGUCAGCCUCAGUCUCCCAAGCGCCCACCGCAUCCUAGAUGCUCAGCGGAAGUCCCGGGCCCGCGUCUUCGUUGCCUCUCCGAGACGAUACGCCCCUUGCAUCGAGACCUUCAAGACCGAGGUGAACAGCCUCGAGAGGAUCUACUAUGCGCGGUGCCGGAACAUCCAAGGCGGAUUGCCAGAGUCACACCCAGGCGCAGAGGCAGGAACAUACCCCGACAGCGAAACCAACCCAACCGCCAACGGCGGCAUCCCACACUUCCCCCUCGAAGCAACCAACACCUUCCACGCGCUCCUGCAGGAAGUCUUCCUCGGCCAGGACCUCACCACGGAACGCAUCCAGCUGUCGCGCCUCCUGACCGGGCCGCGCGGAUGCGCCGACAUGUCCAUCAUGCGCGAGACGCUGGGCACUCCCGACGCGGUCUCCAACAUCGCCGUCAUCGACCCCUUCUACUCCGCCAUCUUCCACUACAGCGGCGACGACCUCCUCCUUCCUUCCAUCAACAACGGCACCGGCACCACCAACACCACUAACACCCCCUCCCGCCCCAAUAAACACGCAUACAUGCUCACCUACGAAUGCGGCACGGACGCCGUCCCCCGCUGCGACGCACACCUCGCCGUCUACGGCACCGGCAAGACCGUGACGCUGGAGUACGACGGCAGCGUUGUGCGGACGGUCGUUGAGACGGCGACGACGACGGCGGCGGCGGGGACAGGUUCUGCGGCCGAGAAUGAAACCCAGGAGAGCGCGGGGCAGGUGCACCGGCGCGAAGAGUCCAGCUCGAUGGAGGAGGCGUACGCGGCGGAACUGGAGGCGCUGUACCGGUUCCUGGUGGAGGGCGAGGAGGCGAAGACGACGGCAGAAGACUCGAUGGAGGAUCUGAGGCUGUUUCGGGAGAUUUUCGAACAGUAUGAUCGGCAGUGUGGGACGAUACGGACGCCGUUGGGGUAG
This is a messenger RNA of Aspergillus steynii IBT 23096, 1272 nucleotides long. Its product is annotated as Gfo/Idh/MocA family protein. Gene Ontology annotation, biological process: NADPH regeneration. The record is from RefSeq and is a predicted model, not a curated record. The coding region runs from base 1 to 1272 and encodes 423 amino acids. Gene Ontology annotation, cellular component: cytoplasm. Gene Ontology annotation, molecular function: nucleotide binding; oxidoreductase activity. The transcript has a single exon. NCBI's taxonomy places the organism in Eukaryota, Fungi, Ascomycota, Eurotiomycetes, Eurotiales, Aspergillaceae.